This is a messenger RNA of Symbiodinium pilosum, 783 nucleotides long. The record is from the annotation of a GenBank genome assembly. Lineage: Eukaryota; Dinophyceae; Suessiales; Symbiodiniaceae.
AUGUUGCAGGAUCGGCACGACCCAAAUGGCAUUGACCAAUUUGGGUCAACAGCUCUUCACUACGCGUGUUCAACGGACUUCGGAAAGUUUGGAGUUGUCUCUCUGCUCCUCGAAGCUAUGGCAGACCCGAAUGUGCGAAACCAGCAGGGCAGAACUGCUCUGUUGCAGGCGACAGCGCGCUACACGAGUGACGGGAGCACAGAGAGGUUGCUCCUCCAGUCACGCGCGGAUGCAAACUUGGCGGACGAAAUGGGUCGGACCGCCCUGCAUAUCGCAUGUUGGCGUGCUCAUGCGAAAGUUGUGCGAUUGCUGCUGCAAGCGCGUGCGCAGCCGGAUGUUACAGACCAUGACAUGCAGACUCCUUUUGAAGUUGCAUGCUGUUGCCUCCCCCAGGAUGAUUGGUUUCAUCCGCAUGUGAGAAUUCAACCAAGAGUGGAGGCUCUGAGUUUAUUGCUGGAUGCCCGCGCAGAUCCCCAAAAGACCAGCGAUGCCAACGCUGACGCCGUCAACUCUGCGCUGGCAUUUCUACGUGGAGAGACAUUACUGGAAGGGUUGGAGGAUACGUCGACUGACGCAGACAGCGAGGGCCGUUGCCUUCAAAACCAGCAAAGCUACGAUGGUACAUCUGCCGAAUCUGCUAUGCAUGAGCCACUGGAUGAACAGCUCAACCUGCAGCAACCAUUGAAAAACGAGGACAGCACUCCAUCUACUGGACCCGUGUCCAGCAGUGGCGGCAUGGGCGUCGCUCAUUUGUCGGGGAUCGACGAUGCUUGGGAUAGCUGA